UUUAUACCUUUCAUACAUGUUCUAAAAUAUGUUAUAUAUUCAAAUUUAUAAUUUGCACUUGUACCUUAACAUAGUAUUAGUGGAAUCCUGCAAAAAUACAUGGGAAAAAAACAAUGCUAAGUCCUAUAUUUGACAGUAAGAAAGUUACUCAAAUCAGCCAGAAAAAAGGGAGACUUUUCUUCACAGUUGACCAAAGAGAGACCUUUAAAAAUAUCAAUAUGUCAAAUAAUUCAUGCUCUUUCUGAGAAUAUUUAGUAAAUGUAAUACAAAUUUAUUAAAAUUUGUUCAAAUUUUGAUUAAAAGUCUUUGACUUGUCAGAUUAGUUAAGUUUGAUUCUUUCAAGGUCAACAUUAGUAUUCUAAUGCAAUGGUAUAAACUAUAAACUGAAGAAUUAUAGUUUCAGAAGACAUAAACAUCCAUGGAUUUACAAGCAAAUGAAGCUUUAUUACAACCCAAAGAAGAAGAUGAAGGGGUGAGAUUUCUCAAGUUCAAACAGCUCAAGUCCUUACAGAUUCUGAAAUCAUCUGUCAAGAACAUUACAAGUAACAUCAAAUUUAUGUUCUUUAUGAUUUUAUCUCUUUUACCCAUCUUUGCUUUCAUAAUUUUCUUAGAAAUUGAAAUCAAACCAAUAAAAGAUGCUAUCUUGAAUCUUCUUUUGCGAACUCCUAUACCAUACAUAUAUGAUAUUAGUACCCCUGUUAGGCUCGAUAGCGAUGAUGAGAAAGAUCCAAGACGGAAACUUUAUCGAAUCAUUUUCGAUUUGUUUCCUUUUCACUUGGGUCUAGUCCCACUAGUCGAGCUACUUAGCUCGACUGUAAUAAUAUAUAUUGCAGCUAAAGUAUAUGAAAGCGAGGAGGAUGCAGAUUCAACUAGUCCGAGGAUGGUUUUUUACCAAAAGAAUAGCUUAAAAGGGCCUUUUAUAACCUCUCUUUGGGUUCAAUUAUUCUCAGAUUCUACCCUUUUUGGUGUGAUUUGGGCAGUGGUAAAUCACCUUAUAGUAACAAAUGGGUUUAACUAUUCAUCUUAUUAUUACUAUGAGUUUACUAAUGACUAUGUUCUACAGAAGGGUCUAAUUGUGUAUAUAGUUUCAUUAGUGAUUCAUGGAGCAAUAUUUAUGGGUCUUCUUAAGAAGUUUCUAGAAUGGAGUGUUCUAUGGAACAUGGGUAUUGUGAUUUCUGUUCUAGAAGAAGAGUCUGGAACUGAUGCAUUAGAUAUGUCAGCAUAUUAUGGAACACAUUGUAAGAGAACUGGGUUUGAAUUGAUGCUUGUUUUUGUGUCAUACAGUGUUGUUCUUAGACUGCCAUUUAUGGUUGCUAAAAUGUUUGAUUAUGUGAGUUUUGGAGUUUUAGAAAUUGUGAUUAUAGCAGGGUUGAUUUGCUUAGGGAGUUUAAUUAAGUGGGUUGCUUUUGUGUUGUAUUAUUAUGAUUGUAAAGCUCAAUUGUUGUUAAAGAAGGUUGAUGAGGAGUUAGUUAUAGUUGUGAAAGAUGGUGUAGUAUGAAUUUUCAAGAAUUCUUUUCUAUGUAUUCCUAUGUACCUAAAUAAAAGUAUUAACUUUGUUUUUUAAGGGAUAUCUUAUACUAUUGGUGUAUAGUUGUAGCAUUUAGUUUGUUUAAUUAUGUGUCUAUAAAAGACUUAUGCCUUUUUAUUUGAAGUAUAUAUUAUAUAGUAAAAUGACUAAUUAAAUUGUGAUUAAUAUAUUUA
Molecule: messenger RNA, 1701 nt
Organism: Amaranthus tricolor (Joseph's coat)
Lineage: Eukaryota; Viridiplantae; Streptophyta; Magnoliopsida; Caryophyllales; Amaranthaceae
Exons: 1
Coding region: 419-1498 (359 amino acids)
Source: RefSeq, a predicted model, not a curated record